AUCCCUCGUCUCCGGGUCUCUCCCGAUGCCUUGGUCUUGUUGGAUGGGAGACAGCGACACACAGCAGGCAGGAUGACAAACAAGCCGACAGCCAACCAAUCCAACACAAAAAAGGAGCAGGAGAAAGAAGAAAUUCCACAAGAUGACAACACAGAAAUUGCAUAUAAAGAUGCUGGCCACUGCAGCCGCAAUACCCACAACCUGCUGCUGGGCCUCACUGUUCUCGGUGUAGUUAUGGGAACAGUAUUUGGGAUGAUGCUGCGGUACAUGAAGGUAACAGACAGCUCCAUCCUCACUAUGGUUUCCUUUCCUGGAGACAUCCUCAUGAGGAUGCUGAAGAUGCUUAUCCUGCCUCUAAUCAUCUCCAGCCUUAUCACAGGGCUCGCCGGUCUUGAUGCCCGCUCCAGUGGCAGGAUGGGUAGUAGAGCUAUGGUGUACUACAUGACCACCACUGUAAUCGCUGCCAUCCUGGGGGUCAUCCUGGUGCUGGGAAUCCACCCAGGAAACCCCAAACUGAGGGGAAGCACAGUGUCCACGGCCCCAAAAAACCAGGAGGUCAGCAGCCUGGACGCCUUCCUCGACCUGAUCAGGAAUCUCUUCCCUGAGAACCUGGUGCAGGCAUGCUUCCAACAGGUUCAGACAGUGAUGAAAAAGGUGCCAGUGGCAGGGCCGAACCAAACCGAGCCUAUCAUAGUGAACAGAAAAAAACUGGAACACAAAUGGGGCAUGAAUGUCCUCGGCUUGAUUGGCUUCUUCAUCACCUUUGGAAUCUGCAUGAGCAGGAUGGGCGAACGGGGAAAGGUCAUGUGUGACUUUUUCAACAUCCUGAAUGAAAUCAUCAUGACGAUGGUUUCCAUGAUCAUGUGGUACUCUCCAGUUGGAAUUGCCUCUCUGAUUGCAGGGAAGAUUGCAGCUAUCGGCGACCUGGAGGUAAUGGCCAGGCAGCUGGGCAUGUACAUGGUGACCGUCAUAGUGGGUCUGGUGAUCCACGGUGGCCUGAUCCUACCUGCUAUAUUCUUCGCUAUGACCAGAAAAAGUCCCUUUGCUUUCUAUUCUGGAAUUUUUCAGGCAUGGAUUACAGCUUUGGGCACCGCCAGCAGUGCAGGGACAUUGCCGGUCACCUUCCGCUGUCUGGAAGAAAACCUGAAGAUUGAUAAACGAGUGACUCGUUUUGUGCUGCCAAUAGGUGCUACCAUCAACAUGGAUGGCACUGCCCUGUAUGAGGCGGUGGCAGCCAUCUUUAUCGCCCAGAUGAAUGACAUCACCCUGGAUAGUGGACAGAUUUUAACUGUCAGUAUGACUGCCACUCUAGCCAGUGUUGGAGCUGCCAGUAUUCCCAGUGCUGGACUGGUGACCAUGCUGCUGAUUCUUACGGCUGUCGGCCUGCCAACCCAGGACAUCAGUUUGCUGAUUGCUGUCGACUGGUUGCUUGACAGAAUGCGUACCUCCAUCAAUGUGGUAGGCGACUCUUUCGGUGCUGGGAUCGUGGAUCACUUGUCAAAGGACGAGCUUGCAGAACUUGAUGCAGCAGAAAUGCUCCAACCAGAGGAGGAGCUGGAUUUCAUUCCUCCACCUCCAAUCCUCACAGAGAUGGACCUGGUGGAUCCAUUCAAACCCCCUGAGCUGCCACCUCGUUCCCCACGCCCACCAAAACUAAACCACCACAGCCACAUUUCCUCCCACUCUAUCACUCACUCGCCGUCCCGUUCAGUUCGAUCUCCAUCACCACGCUCCAUCCAGUCUCCCUCUCCGCGCUCUGUGUGCUCCCAUUCUCCUCGACCUUUCCGUACUCAUUCGCCAUGCAUUCUCCACAGGACAGAGCCGGGCUACUGCGUCCUGCCCAGCCAUGAUAAUCAGAUUUCCACACUGCCACGCACCUACAGAGAGCGGGACAGAGAGAGGGACAGAGAGCGAGAGCGACUGAGACGAGAAAGUGAAACAGAGGAAGAGGAUGAGAGAGAGAGAGUUCUGGGUGAAGUGAGCGAUGGCGAGGAGAGUGAUGAUACUGCUUACGAUCGGAGGCAUGCCAUCCCUCCCUGUGACCUGCCGUAACUACACUGCACCAGCUUAAAGCUUUAAUGUUUUUAUUUCCGUUUCCGUUUCAUGACAGAUCCUCACACUUUCAGCUUCACUGUUUACCAGGAUUCCAGAAGAGGUCCAGAGGAGAUUUCUAGCUGAUUGCACUGCUAAAAUCUGACUGACCCGUAAGCUUGCACGGAGCUCAGUAUGCAUAGAUGUUAAAUAUUGUGAUGACGACAUCUUGAAACACCUCUGAGAGGGACCCUUUAAAGCCAGGCAUGAGACUUGCUCUGUGCCAGAAAACUGCAUUUGGUCUGUUGUUGAUAACAGAAACUGUUCAGUAAGUUUGUCUGUGUUAUUAUGUGUCUUUUAACCAGUUUUUUUCCUAAACUCAUUUUGUUCUUUUUUACUUUAUAAGGGAAUCAAAUUAUUUACCUCUAAAAGAAAAGUUUUACUUUCGAAAAAUGUUCUCUUACAGAGAGAAUCUUGCUGAUUCAAUUUGUCUUUAAAUUACAUUUUGCUGGAACCAGCUGUUGGUUAACUUAACUUAGCACAAAGCUAGGUUGUUUUUGUCCAAAGGUAACAAAAUCUACUUUCCAGCUAUUCAAAAACUCAAAGGAUUAAGUCCCAUGAAAUAAAAUGUUACGUUUUUAGUAGUAUUUCUUGCACUAAAAAUUAUUUAAAUGUCAGUUUCUGACAAAAAAUAAAAUAAGAUAAAAUAAAAAUAAAACACUUCAGUUGGUAUAUUCUUAAUGUAAUUUUGAAGGUUUAGAUUUCCUCAAAGACAGUAUAAAAUGCUGAUGACUCAUUCUGUACACAAGGAUGUUUACUAGCUGGUGCUUUCUCAGGAUAAUCAGAGAAGAGAGGAAUUUUCUGGAAGGAGUGCCCCAAGUGAUUGGUGACUUUGGCACUAGUUAAAUCUAUUUUUUAGACCCGUUCAACAACUCCUUAUCAAAUCAGAAAUUUCCCCAGUACUGCUCUGUAUAAACAAGAUUUUUCCAGAUGCGGGAACACCUCUUGUCUGCUUUCACUCUGCUCACUUAUUGCUUGAUAGGAGUGAAAGCAGCACCUUUGAGCUGUUUAUGCAUCUGCCGUGUUGUUGUUGUGAUACAUUAGGAGGCUUGGGACUGUACAUAAAGCAUUUGAGACACUCUGUUGCUACUUUCUCUCUUGGUGAUCAUCAUACAUGUAAAUAUACUAGCUAAAGUCACUACACAGUUGUUGUCUUUCACCUACAUGGAUUGUUUUGUUAGAUAUAUUAUUUUAUCAGGGAUGAGCAACAGAUGGUCUGAUGGUCCCUGUGAGCUUACACAGUUUUAAUAUGAGGCUUUUCAGUCACAAUGUAACAGCAGACAGAGAAAUAUGAAGAGCAGCUUUAUUGGGUAAUUUUGACUGUGUUUACUGUAUAUGUGACCACGAAGAAUAAGGGAGAUGUUAACAGAUUUACAGGACUUUCACAAAGCAGCAUGUAAUGUUAUACAUUCUGUAAUGUGUCAAAAUUUGUAUCAUCAUUUAGCAAAAUGUUUAGCUACUGUAAAAGCAAAUGGCACAUUGCUAGUUGCAAUUUGUCCCUUUAGUAGAUGUUUGGUGCUUGGCUUGGCUUUGCUACAAUCUUUGGUGGCAUAGCUGUUGGUCCCAGUUAAGACAUAUGGUCAGAUAUUUUUCUGUAGUCAAUGUUUCAUAUUAAUGAGUCAGACUAGCUGUUUUCUUUUUGUUAGCAUCUGUGCUAAGCUUAGCUAACUAGCUUGUUGUUGCUAGCAGAGUCUCAUAACUCUGAAAAAUACAGAGAUUACACAUUGUUUAAAGCAUCAAACUAGUCUUUUAAAUGAGCUUAAGAAUACCAACACAGUGAAAAUGUAAAUGAAAGAAAUGUGACAUUGGUGCCCUUCCAAAGUUCACCCUGACAGCAGUCACUGUUGAUGUUAAUAUUGUCUAUACCACCCAUGGUUUGUAUUUUCUUGUUGUGGUCUGGUGUGUGAAAUGAUGAAUACUCAACAACAUGCUGUUUUAAUUUUGUUGUAUGUUUUAAAAUUAUUAGCUAUGUUACUUUAAUUUGCUAUUUUAACUUAUUAAUUACUGUAAAAUUAUUUUAUUGGCCUCCUCUGUCCCACUGAAUUGCCUGUCAUUUCAAACAGAAGUUUAUCAAAUGCCUCCCCACAUCCUCAAGUCUUAAUUCAAAUUCACAG
Molecule: messenger RNA, 4205 nt
Organism: Melanotaenia boesemani (Boeseman's rainbowfish)
Lineage: Eukaryota; Metazoa; Chordata; Actinopteri; Atheriniformes; Melanotaeniidae
Gene: slc1a9
Product: solute carrier family 1 member 9
Exons: 11
Coding region: 73-2052 (659 amino acids)
Biological process (GO): L-glutamate transmembrane transport
Cellular component (GO): plasma membrane
Molecular function (GO): L-glutamate transmembrane transporter activity; glutamate:sodium symporter activity; neutral L-amino acid transmembrane transporter activity
Source: RefSeq, a predicted model, not a curated record